Mesocestoides corti is the source of this 2307-nucleotide messenger RNA. The record is from the annotation of a GenBank genome assembly. Lineage: Eukaryota; Metazoa; Platyhelminthes; Cestoda; Cyclophyllidea; Mesocestoididae.
AUGGCAGGUUCUUUCGAAAUCAAGAAAAACUGGCUGGAAAUAGCGGACUUCCUUCUGGACCAAGGUGCCUGUCUUGAGGCCCGCUCGGGAUGGGAGGACAUGACACCGUUGCACUUCGCAGCCUACUUUGAUUGUCCCAAGGUUGCGCAGCUUCUCCUCUGCCGAGGAGCAGACCCCCUGGUGAGGUCCGCGGCGUUGGAAGGCGCAACACCGCUUCACAUGGCUGCCGCUCAACUCUCCCUCAGCACUGCCCGUUUGCUGGCCCACGUGCCGCUGUCGGUGGGGCUGCCGGGUGAACCGAAUCCCGACUUCGCGCCGCUGGAAUCCCCUCUCACGUGCAAGGAAGCCCUUGACGCCUGUUUGCGCACACCCUACGCUUCUAUGACCCAUGUUGAUUGCCUUUUGUGCGUAGAUUGCCUCCCACCGGCUGGCGAACUGCCCGAACCCCUCUCCAGCAUGCGCGAUCGCCUGGCCGAACUCCUCGGUCCACCCGUCGACUCAAAAACUAAGCAGCAGGUACGCUCUUGCACUCUGUUUCUUCACGCACCUGCCUUAAUCGUGGCUAAAAGACGCUAUUACGUGGUUGCCUUGUUGCAGCUCGUGUUUCUUGGAGCUGGAUGCUCUCCUUCGGAAUACCGCGUACUGCCUGCCUUGCAACACGUCUACGUCCAUGCCGAUCACACGAAUCCCGGCGGAGGGUUGUCUCCGGUGGUAGGGGGCAUUCGAUCGGCGGCCACUUUAAACGCCAGCGCAGACCCCACUAGGAAAAUGAGCGAAGGAGAUAAGAGGAGAAUGCCCAAUGACAUAUCAGGUUCCCUAUUCAGUGGACUUCUGGCCCCUGCCUGCAGCGCUACGGAAGUAGCUGCUCCCAUGCCUGCCGAAACUGGAGUACUCUCGCCCCGAAGGCCGCGACGAACAACGGUGGCGUCCACUGAACCCAAUACUCCAUUCGCUUCUCCUUCAAGGAGUGGAGCAAGUGUCGCGUCUCCCCCUCUCCUCCAUCCUCCUCCGACCUCGACGCAGAUCAAUCACCCCGUCCCGACUACCUCCAACGUCUCUGCGAAGGUCACUCUUCAAGCCAUGGGCCUCGCGAUUGGCGACCGAGUCUGCGUGGGCCCCGGCAGUUCCGCUUCCGCGUCUGGCGGGACUGCUCCCUCCCCGAAACCCACAACCAGCGGAAGGAUGGGGCGCUUGAGGUACUGCGGUCCUGUGGAGUUCGCCUCGGGCAUCUGGGUGGGCAUCGAGUUGGACGAGGCGUUUGGCAAGAACGACGGCAGUGUUAACGGGGUCACCUACUUUGAGUGUACAGAGAAGCACGGUAUAUUCGCUCCAAUAGGUCGAGUGUACAAGGUCAGCCGUUCCAGCGGCCAGGUUCGACCCUUUUGCGUGGAACCGAACGGAAAGCGGGCUACACCGACUCCUGUGCAGAACACGCCCAUCGACGUCUCGCACGUCGGCGCCAAAGUCGACACUGGUAAAAUCAGCUUGCACAAAUCGGUUGCACUCGACGACAUUAAGAUCGGUGACAAGGUCUUGGUAGCGGGCCUUCGGCGUGGAAUUGUUCGCUUCAUUGGGGAAACUCAAUUCGCCCCAGGUGUUUGGUACGGCGUUGAGUUGUCAAAGGCAGUCGGGAAAAACGACGGCUCCGUAGAUGGAGUGCGAUAUUUCACUUGUGAGCCAAAACACGGUGUCUUCGCCCCUGUUCUCCGUCUUCAAAAGCUUCCAUCUCGAAACCGGCCUGCGAGCAACGACAACCUCGACAUGAGCCAAUCAGUGCACGCCGAUUUUUUGCGAGACUGGUCCUCCUCGUGUGCCAAGUGUCCAAUGACCCCGGAGAGCGGUCAUCGGAGGUCUCCCAGCGCGGGUGUUGCCACCUCGUCGAUGUACGCGGACACCUACGCCUCUCUCGGGCGGAUGCGGCCGGCAGCAGCCCUUUCGAGGGGCGCGGGUCGGACAGGCGCGAGCGACAGGCCGGCGCCGGAGGACUUCUGUCUCCAAAUUGGAAUGCAAGUUCUCUGCACCGGCGAGCUUGGCACCCUUCGUUACAUUGGCCCCGUUGAUUUUACUGACGGGCUGUGGCUGGGCGUUGAGUUGCGCGGUCCUCACGGCAAACACGACGGGGCUGUUGCGGGCCGCCGUUACUUCACGUGCCCGCCGAACCACGGGGUCUUGGUUCGACCCUCUCGCGUCACCUUCCGCGGAAUCAGCGCCGCGAAGCUCCUCCCGCCGAGUUUGGCCGCCACUUUCGAACGCCCCUCGAAGGGGGGGGAGGCCCUGGACACGCGGUCUGUCCGGAGUCACCCCUGA